Molecule: messenger RNA, 348 nt
Organism: Penicillium antarcticum
Lineage: Eukaryota; Fungi; Ascomycota; Eurotiomycetes; Eurotiales; Aspergillaceae
Exons: 2
Coding region: 1-348 (115 amino acids)
Source: RefSeq, a predicted model, not a curated record
AUGAUGACCAGGACAAUCACCCUACUCUCUGCCCUGACAGUGGCAGCAGUCGCAAACCCCACAAUCGGUUACGCAGGCUUCUACUACGCCGGCUGCGCCAUCCCAAGCAUCGACGCCGCGAACGCCUACGCCCGAUCCUGCAUCAAUGUCGAGAACUUCCCAAUCAGAUCAUUCACUGCCUACAUCGAGUCUGGUUCGUGCGCUGAUGGAACCUCUACCGUGUUGAACACGUACACUGCCGCUGACUGCGACGACUCUACUCUCUUCGAGACUUUUAAUGUAGAUAGCAAGAAGCAGUGCUUUGAGGCUGACGUUACACUUGUUAGUAUCAAAGCAGAGUGUGUUUGA